GUGAAGCCGCAGCGCCUGGUUCUGGUUUCUGGGCGGUUCCAUUUAUUACUUCUAUGUCCUCGGCGCUCCCCCGUUGUUGACUGGCGAAAGAAAGGCUGCUCUGUUUCUGUCUACGCAGGUUGGGCCAGGUUCACCCCCGACUCUCUUAUUCAUCAUUGUUGUUAGUAGCCUUGUCCGCGCGCGAGUUCGGUAGCUUCGAUCGAUCGAGUCGUCUCCCGCACCAAGUCCCCGUUCCCAUGAGCCGCGGUAUCUGAGCGGAUCUCCAGCAGCCGAUAUAAACAACUCCGAAGCCUCGACUCGGCCAACCCCCUUUGCCUCCCUCUAUCCUGCCAUGUUGUCAGCAAUUCGCUCCCAAAGACCGACAAACACCUUCCGACGGGUUGCGCUCGCUUCUACCCAUCGCAUCGCCAUGGCGCCGCCUAAACGAAACAGCAGCUCGCUGCCUCCUGGCUAUGUCGAGGACAAGUCAAAGGGACCGAUGCUCAGAUUUCAAGACUCGCUCCCCCGCCUUCCAGUCCCGACACUCGAAGAGACGGCCAAGCGGUACCUCAAGAGCCUUCACCCCAUCAUCUCUGCCAGCGAGCUCGAGCACAGCAAAGCGGCCGUCUCCGAAUUCAUCAAGCCGGGCGGAGUUGGUAGCAAGCUUCAGCAGAAGCUCAUCGAGAGGAGCAAGGACCCCAAGAUCAAGAACUGGAUGUAUGAUUGGUGGAAUGACGCUGCAUACCUGAGCUACCGCGAUCCGGUCGUGCCAUACGUCAGCUACUUCUACUCACACAGGGACGAUCCUAAACGACGCAACCCGGCCAAGCGAGCCGCCGCCAUCACCAGCAGCGUCCUUGAGUUCAAGAAGCUGGUCGACAGCGGCAACCUCGAGCCCGAGUACAUGAAGGGGCUGCCCAUCUGCAUGGACAGCUACAAGUGGAUGUUCAACGCGAGCCGCGUGGCAGCCCGUCCCGCGGACUACCCCGUCAAGUUCUCCCCCGAUGAAAAUAAGCACUUUGUUGCCAUUCGCAAGAACCAGUUCUUCAAGGUCCACCACGAGGUUGCCGGCAAGCAGCUGAACACAUCCGAGCUCGAGCAGCAGUUCAACCGCAUCUACCAGGUUGCGGAGCGAGUGCCUCCCGUGGGAGCUCUGACCUCGGAGAACCGCGACAUCUGGGCGGAUGCGCGUGAGCUGCUGGUUUCGGCCAGCCCCAAGAACAAGGAGGCUCUGGAAGCCAUUGAGUCUGCCUCGUUCGUCGUCUGCCUCGACGAUGCGUCUCCCGUCACCCUGGAGGAGCGUGCCCACCAGUACUGGCAUGGCGAUGGCGCCAACCGCUGGUAUGACAAGCCUCUGCAGUUCAUCAUCAACGACAACGGCACCUCGGGCUUCAUGGGUGAGCACUCCAUGAUGGAUGGAACGCCUACGCACCGCCUGAACGACUACAUCAACGACCUCAUCUUUGGAAACAAGAUUGAUUUCUCCGACCCCAGCAUCCGAUCGAGCCUGCCCGACCCUCAGCCCAUUAAGUUUGACAUCACGCCCGAGAUCCAGAGCGAGAUCGACCGCGCCGUCGCAGACUUCAACAGCGUCAUUGGAAAGCAUCAGCUGGCUGUUCAGGCGUACCAGGGCUACGGCAAGGGCCUCAUCAAGAAGUUCAAGUGCUCGCCCGAUGCAUACGUGCAGAUGAUUAUCCAGCUUGCCUACGCCAAGAUGUACGGCAAGAACCGCCCGACAUAUGAAUCGGCCGCCACUCGACGCUUCCAGCAGGGCCGCACGGAGACGUGCCGCAGCGUUUCUGACGAAUCAGUUGCCUGGUGCAAGGCGAUGGCAGACCCGUCCAUUGACGACAAGACAAAGAUUGACCUUUUCCGGAAGGCCAUUGCGGCUCACCUAGAGUACAUCACGGCCGCGUCCGACGGAAAGGGUGUCGAUCGACACCUCUUUGGCCUCAAGAAGCUCCUCGAGCCCGGCCAGGAGCUUCCGGCCAUCUACAAGGACCCCGCGUACACCUACUCCUCGUCGUGGUACCUGUCGACUUCGCAGCUCAGUUCAGAGUUUUUCAACGGCUACGGCUGGAGUCAGGUCAUUGACGAUGGCUUUGGCAUUGCCUACAUGAUCAAUGAGAACAGCAUCAACUUCAACGUCGUCUCCAAGGGACUUGGAAGUGACCGAAUGAGCUACUACCUCAACGAAGCAGCGGGCGAGAUGCGAGACCUGCUGACUCCUACACUGGAGCCGCCCAAGGCCAAGCUGUAAUCAGAGAAUGGUUCGGUUUGUAUACUGUUUGCUAUACUACAUACACAUAUACCAGUGGCGCUUCUCAUAGACUUU
Trichoderma reesei QM6a is the source of this 2314-nucleotide messenger RNA. Its product is annotated as carnitine acetyl transferase. The record is from RefSeq and is a predicted model, not a curated record. The transcript has 4 exons. Gene Ontology annotation, cellular component: peroxisome; mitochondrion. The coding region runs from base 410 to 2239 and encodes 609 amino acids. NCBI's taxonomy places the organism in Eukaryota, Fungi, Ascomycota, Sordariomycetes, Hypocreales, Hypocreaceae. Gene Ontology annotation, biological process: carnitine metabolic process. Gene Ontology annotation, molecular function: carnitine O-acetyltransferase activity.